Messenger RNA from Emiliania huxleyi CCMP1516, 1566 nucleotides. RefSeq lists its product as hypothetical. Gene Ontology annotation, cellular component: cytoplasm. The coding region runs from base 1 to 1566 and encodes 521 amino acids. The transcript is spliced from 4 exons. NCBI's taxonomy places the organism in Eukaryota, Haptophyta, Isochrysidales, Noelaerhabdaceae. The record is from RefSeq and is a predicted model, not a curated record. Gene Ontology annotation, molecular function: heat shock protein binding; ATP-dependent protein folding chaperone; misfolded protein binding. Gene Ontology annotation, biological process: cellular response to unfolded protein; protein refolding.
AUGAUCCCCAACUCCAACGGCGCCCACACGACGGCGUCGUGGGUCGCGUUUGCCAAGGAGGACGGCACGCGGCUGGUCGGCGACGCCGCCAAAAACCAGGCGGCGUCCAACCCAGGCAACACCGUCAACGACGCGAAGCGGCUCAUCGGGCGCGCCUUCUCGGAGAGCGCCGUGCAGGCCGACGCGAAGCACCUCUCGUGCCGCGUGGAGGAGGGCCCGUCCGGCAAGCCGAUGAUCGCGGUCGAGGUUUGCGGUGAGAAGCGCUCGUUUGCGCCAGAGCAGAUCAGCGCCAUGGUGCUGGAGCAGCUCAAGGCGGACGCGGAGGCGUUCCUCGGGCAGGCCGUCAAGCGCGCCGUCAUCACCGUCCCCGCCCACUUCAACGACGCCCAGCGCCAGGCGACCAAGGACGCAGGCACCAUCGCUGGGCUCGACGUUCUGCGCAUCAUCAACGAGCCGACCGCCGCCGCGAUCGCGUAUGGCCUCGACAAGGCCAGGGGGGGCAAGGCGGAGCGCAACGGCGGCAUCUUCGAGGUCAAGGCGACGGGCGGCGACACGCGGCUGGGCGGGGAGGACUUCGACGCAGCCACGACCAAGUGGCUGGAGCAGCAGUUCCUCAAGUCGCACCCGGGCGUCGCGAUCGACGCGCGCGGCCGGCGGCGCCUCAUCGCCGCCGCGGAGAGGGCGAAGCGGCACCUCUCCUCGCAGACGACGGCCGAGGUCGAGAUCGAGGCCUUCUCGGACGGGCACGACCUCAAGGUGCCGCUGAGCCGCGCCAAGUUCGAGUCGAUCAACGCGGCCUUCUUCAGCUCGUGCAUCGACACCGUCAAGAAGGUGCUCAAGGACUCCGGACUCGCCAAGGAGGAGAUCGACGAGGUCGUGCUGGUCGGCGGCUCGACCCGAGUGCCAAAGAUCCGCUCGCUGCUCUCCGACUACUUCGGCGGCAAGCAGCUCUGCUCGUCCAUCAACCCCGACGAGGCGGUCGCGUACGGCGCGGCGGUGCAGGCGGGCGUCCUCUCGGGCGGCCUCGCGGCGGCGGGCGGUGCCCUCGCCAAGGCCUCGACCGGGCUCGUGCUGAUGGACGUGGUGCCGCUCUCGCUCGGCAUCGAGACGACGGGCAAGGUGAUGGCCACGAUCGUCAAGCGCAACACGCCCAUCCCGUGCCGCCGCGUCGACACCUUCACCACCGAGGAGGACGGGCAGACCGCCAUCGACGUCGCCAUCUUCGAGGGCGAGCGCGCCUCGACCGACGCCUGCUCAAAGCUGGGCGAGUUCACCAUCACCGGCAUCGAGCGCGCCAAGCGCGGCGAGCCGCAGAUCGAGGUCUCGAUGGACAUCGACGCGAACGGCAUCCUCUCCGUCUCGGCCAAGGACAAGACGACCGGCGCCAAGGCCUCGACCACCAUCGCCGCCACCGCGUCGCGCAACUCCAACGAGGACGUCGCGCGCAUGGUCGAGGAGGCGAGGGUGAACGCCGCCGCAGACAAGGUGCUGCGCGAGAAGGCAGAGGCCAAGCGCCUCCUCGAGGACGCCAUCUUUGACCCCCCACCCCGAGUCCGUGAACCGUGA